AGGUCCAGAGAACUUUACCUUCUCCGGAGUCCUUUUCAAGCGCGGCGGUGUCAUCCUUCUUUCUUGAUGUUCGGAGUAUAUUUGGGUUGUAGAGCUGGAGCAGCAGUCCGCUCUUGUGGCUUAAGAUUUCCAAUUAUGCCUUUGAGAGCUAAGGUUAUCAAUCCUGCAUUUGCGGGAAGAGCACAGGUUUGGGAAAUUUUUCUCGAUCUUUAAGACUGAAUGCUAAUAUGUAUUAUAGAUGGCGACGUCUUCAGAUGCUCCUUCAUAUGCCCAAGCCGAAGUUAUCAAAGAACUGGAAGGGGACGAAAAGGAAGAUGUGCUAUUCAAUACUUUAUAUGGAGUGAGAACCAUCGAGCUCAACAGACCUGCAAAGUUACAUUCCCUCAAUGGAUCGAUGAUUCGAAAAAUUGUACCAAGACUGCAGGAAUGGUCGAAAUCUGACAUGGCGAAUGUGAUCAUUGUCAAAGGAUCUGGACCCAAGGCUUUCUGUGCUGGUGGAGAUGUGGCAGCGCUUGCUAAGGAUAAUACCCAAGGACCAGAAGGACAAGCCCGGUCUACAGACUACUUUGCUCUCGAAUAUAAGCUCGAUCACCUUAUUGCAACUUAUCAAAAACCCUACAUUGCUUUUAUAGAUGGAAUUACGAUGGGUGGUGGUGUUGGAUUGAGUAUACAUGCUCCAUUUCGAAUAGCUACUGAAAGGACGGUGUUCGCUAUGCCUGAAACUACUAUAGGCUUCUUUCCAGAUGUCGGAGCUUCAUUCUUUUUACCUAGGAUGGCUGGAUCUGUUGGAACUUACCUCGCGUUGACUAGUGAGCGGCUGAAGGGAGUCAAUGCCUUUUAUUCUGGAAUUGCAACACAUUAUAUCCACUCAACGUCUUUACCGAGCUUGGAGAAGCGUUUGGCGGAAUUACGAUUUAAGGAUUUCGAAACCCUAGAGCAAAGAGCACAAUUAAUCAAUAGCACUAUUGAGGAAUACUGCACAGGUCUGCCUCAUGAUGAACCAAUGCUCAUCAGUGGCGAAUUGCGAAAGGCUAUCGAUCGUCACUUCAGUAAAUCAAGUGUUUCUGAAAUUAUUGCUGGUCUAAAGGCCGAGCAUGUUCUCCUAGAGGCCGAAGCGGCCGAAGCGGCGGCGGCGGCGGCGCAAUACGGUCUGGAAGCCCCGGAAAACCCAAUCAAGGGAUGGAUUGAAAGAACUCUUGCUACCUUGCAUCAGCGAUCACCUACGAGUGUUCAUGUAGCACUACGUCAAAUGCGCAUUGGCAAAGAUUGGUCGAUUACCGAGACUUUCCAAAGAGAAUACCAAAUUGCUGCUAAAUUUAUGCGUCAUCCGGAUUUCACGGAAGGCAUACAAUCAUUGCUUGUCCGCAAGGAUAACUCUCCCCAAUGGCAACCACGAACCUUGGAAGACAUCAGCCCAGAGGACAAUGUUGCGGAUCCAUUCUUUGCAGUUGAAGGAUCACAGCGGAUAAAACUACUCAGCGAUCGCGAUUACCAUGAAUAUCCAUUUAAGUUUGGAGUUCCAAGGGAAAUUGAAGUCGAGAAGGUAGUGCGGGAAGGUGGAAAGUCGAUGUUCCAAGUUGUCAAUCACUUCCUCCAAGCGACGGAAGGAAAACAAGGUGUAAAGGAAGUGGUGGCGGAGAUCAUCGAAAGGAAAACAACGAAGAAUGAACUAGGACAUCUUGUAUGGGAGCAAGAGCAAGAGCAAGUUCCAAAGUCCUAAAUCCUCACAGUGAGAGCUUUUAGUAAGUCAUGUACAUGUUUUUAAUGUAUGAUAUGGGUAUUCGUGCAACGAUGAGAAGGAUAAAAGCCAUCGCCUAAGGUAUAAAUUAUUUUGUGAAGUCGAUAAAUUAUUAGCGGUCGCAAUAAAAAAGAAAUGCAAAUAAAA
This is a messenger RNA of Sclerotinia trifoliorum, 1885 nucleotides long. Lineage: Eukaryota; Fungi; Ascomycota; Leotiomycetes; Helotiales; Sclerotiniaceae. The record is from the annotation of a GenBank genome assembly.